AUGGUCCAAACGGAUGAGGAGGUCGAUCUCCAGCUCAUUCAUCUCUUCGAGCGUAAUGCCUCCAAUUUUGGCAAAUUGGCCGUUGCGAUCGUGGCUGCAGGGAGAGAAGAGAGGGGUGACCCAAACACAAUCAGCGUUUCCGAGGUGGAAGGGGCUGCGCUCAUAAUAGGGAGAUUGAAGUGCAUCUAUAAGAGAAAGAAGAUGUCUCAGGUUCAGAUCCACCCCACCAUCCAGCACCUGCUGUCGCUCCCGCAGCCCGCCCAACGCACCCCAGAGUGGUUUGCAGCCCGCUACCAGCGUCUGACGGCGAGCGACAUCGCCACCUCGCUGGGAGAAAAUCCAUAUGAGCGUCCGGACAUGCUCAUCCUCAAGAAGACGGGGCAUGGGGAGAAAUUUGAGGGUAACGAGGCCACCCGCCAUGGGCAGUUCUGGGAGGAGCACGUCCAAAACCUCUUCUGUGAGAGACUGGGCUGGAAUCACUAUGACAGCGGCCUCCUGCUCCAUCCAACUAUCGACUUCCUCGGAGGAAGCCCGGACGGACUCCUGUCCCGGCCGGACGGAUCGGACUGUGCUCUCCUGGAGAUCAAGUGCCCUCUCAGACGCCAGAUCAAGCACGGGGAGAUCCCUCCGUACUACACUGGCCAAGUCCAACUGUGCAUGGAGAUUGCCAACGUCGACAAGAUAUUCUUCGUGCAAUUCCAGCCAGAGACUCUGAUCAGCGACGAGAUAUUCUCUGUCCUGGAGAUCGCACGCGACCGAGAUUGGUUCGCCGAGAGGCUGCCAAUCCUGAAGGCAUUCUGGCUGGAGGUGCUGCACUGCAGGGAGUUUGAAGUGGAGCAUGUCCUCGCGAGGAUCGAAGCAGCCAAGAGGCCGAAGCGGGUCAGGGUCCCGAAGGUGGUUAUCUCGAUUGAAGAUGAGGAGGAGGAGGAGGAAGUCCGCUGCAUGAUAGUCGUUCCCGAUCAGAAGCAUCAGCCUAUUCCGAGGGAGCCGGUGCCAACGCCACCUUGUCUCAUUCGAUAUCCAUAG
Messenger RNA from Klebsormidium nitens, 1026 nucleotides. The record is from the annotation of a GenBank genome assembly. Lineage: Eukaryota; Viridiplantae; Streptophyta; Klebsormidiophyceae; Klebsormidiales; Klebsormidiaceae.